Amborella trichopoda is the source of this 753-nucleotide messenger RNA. Lineage: Eukaryota; Viridiplantae; Streptophyta; Magnoliopsida; Amborellales; Amborellaceae. The record is from RefSeq and is a predicted model, not a curated record.
AUGGGCCUAACUUCUAACAGUGAAGGAAAUUUUGAAGUGGUUGUUGCCAAUGGUGAAAAGCUUUCUAGUUUUGGACGUUGCAAGGCUGUUUGCAUGAUGCUACAAGGAAUCCCUCUGGUGGUGGAUCUCUAUCUGUUACCGUUGGAGGGUUGUGACGCAGUUCUCGGAGUGCAGCGACUGAGCACGUUAUGCCCAAUCACAUGGGAUUUUUCCAAGUUACGGAUGGAAUUUACUUUGAAUAGAAAAGAAGUCUCAUUACAACGAUUGAAAUCAACUGAUAAUAAGGUGGUGUAUAUGGACGAGAUUAGCAAGGACAUCAAAAAAAGGGGAGAAGGGAUCUUGUUGCAGAUAUAUUUACUUUCUAUAAAAGGCACGCCAGCAACAGUGAAGAAUAAAUUUCCCAUACCCAAUAUUGACGAACUUCUGGAUGAAUUGCAUGGGCCCUCCUUUUUCACAAAGCUUGAUCUUCGGUCAGGGUACAACCAAAUUCGCAUGCAACCAGAAGAUGUUGAGAAGACCGCUUUUCGCACCACCAUGGCCAUUAUGAAUUUCUGCAAGAAUUGGGAAGACCAUUUGAAGCAUAUUGGUCUUGCACUAUCUGUUUUACGGGCUAACCAGUUAUUUGUAAAAGAGAAGUGUGCUUUUGAGCAGCAGGAAGUGAAGUAUUUGGGGCACCUCAUCAGUCACGAUGGUGCGACCGUAGAUCCAAAAAAAUUGCAGUCAUGGCCAACUAGCCUAAGCCCACAACAUUAA